Molecule: messenger RNA, 1703 nt
Organism: Hibiscus syriacus
Lineage: Eukaryota; Viridiplantae; Streptophyta; Magnoliopsida; Malvales; Malvaceae
Product: putative lipase ROG1
Exons: 10
Coding region: 98-1366 (422 amino acids)
Source: RefSeq, a predicted model, not a curated record
UUUUCUCAUAAUCAAAAUCCAACAAUCUUCACGAAAAUUUCGCUUAAUACAGUACUUUUGAUUGUUUCUUGUUGCGUUAGCUCUGUUUUCAGUUUCAAUGGCGGAUAUGGAGGGAGAUUCUAAAGGAGUGCCGGAGAAGGAAGUUGAUGACGCAGAAGAGAUCAAGGUUACAAACGAGGAUAAUACUAAUAACGUAAUGAAUCAUCAGAAGAAGCAGCAUCGGGAGAAGAAGAAUAAGAAGAAGAAGAGAAGAUCGUUGAGUUUUCCGAGACUUGGAUGCUUGAGAACGGAAUCUGUUAAAAACGGAGGUGUCGAUAUGGAAGUCCAGUUCCCGGGAGAGCGGAAUGAUUCUACUCAUCUAGUUAUCAUGGUUAAUGGAAUCAUUGGAAGUGCUCAGAAUUGGAGAUUUGCAGCAAAGCAGUUUUUGAAAAAGUAUCCUGAGGAUGUUAUUGUUCAUUGCAGUGAGCGCAACUCUUCAACGUUGACAUUUGAUGGUGUCGAUGUAAUGGGUGACAGAUUAGCAGAGGAGGUCAAAAAUGUGAUAAGCCGUCACCCAAGUGUUCAGAAAAUUUCUUUUGUUGGUCAUUCAUUAGGUGGCCUUGUAGCAAGGUAUGCCAUUGCGCGGCUUUAUGAACAAGAACAAACUCAAGAAACUUCUCAAACAAAUGGAGAUUGUGGAACUGACCAUUUGGGAGAUUCAUUCCCCGAAGGGCAAUCAAAAGACAAAAUUGCUGGACUAGAGCCCAUGAAUUUCAUUACAUUUGCAAGUCCACACCUCGGUUCUCUGUGGCAUAAGCAGGUUCCAUUGUUUGGUGGAUCAUAUGCACUUGAAAAACUUGCUGCUCGAAUAUCAUGGUUGCUUGGCAGAACUGGAAAACAUUUGUUUCUGAAGGAUGGAAAGAAUGGAAAACCACCGCUUCUUCUCCGGAUGGUCAGUGAUUGCGAAGAUCUUAAAUUUAUCUCUGCUCUGCAGUCCUUCAGGCGUCGUGUUGCAUAUGCAAAUGUAGGUUUCGACCAUAUUGUUGGGUGGAGUACCUCUUCCUUGCGUAGACGAAAUGAGCUCCCAAAGGUUAAACAUCUUCCAAGAGUUGAUAAAUACCCACACAUCAUUAAUGUGGAGGCAGCAAAACCAGCUACACUUGAUGAAGUCCCUUCUGAGGUCGAAGUCGGUGGAGAUAAGAAAAUAAACAUGGAAGAGGAAAUGCUCAAAGGUUUAACAAAACUCGGCUGGGAACGAGUUGAUGUUUACUUCAAAGGAAGCCGACAAAGGUUUCUUGCACAUAGUACUAUUCAGGUUAAAAACUACUGGACUAAUUCGGAUGGAGCUGACGUAGUGCAACACAUGAUCGACAAUUUUCUCUUAUGAGAGGUCCAGAUUCUUUCUUUAUUACUGUACUACAAAAUGGAAAAAACUGUCGGCGUGAUGUUGAAACAUGGAAAUUUUAGUUCACUUAGUAGUGGUAGCCAUUAACGAACGCAGAAGCAGAUCGAAUACCCAUUAUGUCAAAAUCAUGAAGAAAGGUAUUAGAACAUGUACAUGUAAAUUUACUAUUGGCAUAUAUGUAUAGGUAUUUAAUAGUCGUAGCUGUCUUAUGUCUUCAAAUAUUGUAAACAUUAGGCAAGUUGAGACUUGAGAGGCUCAACAUGGCUUAUUUUCAGUCAGAAAAUAAGGUGACAGGUCAGAGUCCUGGCGUGGCAGAUGG